Molecule: messenger RNA, 1380 nt
Organism: Tetrahymena thermophila SB210
Lineage: Eukaryota; Ciliophora; Oligohymenophorea; Hymenostomatida; Tetrahymenidae
Product: Serine/Threonine kinase domain protein
Exons: 5
Biological process (GO): protein phosphorylation; mitotic DNA damage checkpoint signaling
Cellular component (GO): cytoplasm; nucleus
Molecular function (GO): ATP binding; protein serine/threonine kinase activity
Source: RefSeq, a predicted model, not a curated record
AUGGGAUAAGGAGGGAGUGCUUUUAUUCUAAAAGCUUUUAGUGAAUGGAACUUAUCUUUGGCUGUGAAGUUUAUUAAGUUAAACCAAAAUUAAUAAAAUCAAGAAGACUAUAAAAGAGAAUAUGAAAUUUUGAAAAUUUUUAAUUCUCCUUAUAUUUUAAAGGUUUUUACCUUCUACAACAAAUCUAAUAGUAAAAACUUAAGUUACCAAAUAAUUGUUAUGGAGAGAUGCAAAUAUGACUUGAGAAGAUAUAUAAACAAAGUAAUUUAUCCUUAGCAGUCAGAUAAUCUGUUGAAUAUUUAUCUCUUGUCUCUUUAAUUAGCUAAAGGUUUACAAGUGCUUCAUUAAAAUAACAUCAUUCAUCUUGAUAUUAAACCUGGAAAUAUCCUUUAUGGCUAUGAUUAAAGUUGGAAAUUUGCAGAUUUUGGAAUAGCAAAAGUAGUUUCAGAUGACAGAACUUUUACCAAUCAACUUUAAGGAUUUACUAUGAGGUAUUCAUCUCCAGAGCAGUAUCUUUUAGCAAUGGGAGUUCCUUCUACCAUAACCAGGGCUAGUGAUGUAUAUAGUCUUGGUAUUAUUUUCCUAGAGUUAACUGGUGUAGAUAUUACUCAAUAAUGGAUAGUGGAACAAAAAUCAUGUGCCUUAGAUUUCGAUGAAUACCUAAACCCACAAUUUGAGAGAUUUAAUUCUAUGAUAGUAAAGAAAAUGAUCUAAUUUAAACCAGAGAACAGAAUAUCUUUAUAAGAAGUUAUUCAAAUAUUAAGUGCAUUCAUAACUUAAUAAAUUUCUUUUACAAAAAAAUUAAUUAAUCCAAUGGUCAAAGGUUAUAAAAUCUCUAUACCUGUCAAGCCAAUAGUUAAAGCCCCUUAAGAGGAAAAGCCAUAGUCUAAAUCAGAAUUAACUAAUAUCAAAGAAGCUGAUCCUAAUAAAGAAUAGUCAUAAUAACAAUUAUAAUAAAUACCCUUAGAAGAUAAACAAUAGCAUAUAUAUUUAAAAUAAUCUAAAAGAUCUUUUCAUAACCAUAUUGAAAUAUCAUAAAAUGAACUUUCUAAUAGUCCGAGAAGAUUAAGGUCUAUUCAUAGAUCGAUGGAUUAUAUCUUAUCAGAAAGAUCGAAUAGCCUUUAUGACAAAAAGCACUUAUUGAUGUAAGAAAUAGAAAAUAAAAACUAGUUAAAACUUAAAUUAAAUGAAAUUCCUUCAAAAAAUAUUUAGAAGAGUUCACCAUAAAAUUAAUAGAGCCCAGCAUAUUUGUUUUAAAAACAAUAAAAUCCAAACAAAUAGUUUGAAUUCUCUAAGGCAUUAAAAGAUAUAUAAUUCAAAUCUCCUUAGUAAAAAAAUUUUUUUGUCACUCCUAUUGAUUAAAUGUAUAAAAAAUAAUGA